Messenger RNA from Strongyloides ratti, 4092 nucleotides. RefSeq names its product Plasma membrane calcium-transporting ATPase 3. Lineage: Eukaryota; Metazoa; Nematoda; Chromadorea; Rhabditida; Strongyloididae. The coding region runs from base 1 to 4092 and encodes 1363 amino acids. The transcript is spliced from 12 exons. Gene Ontology annotation, cellular component: membrane; intracellular membrane-bounded organelle. The record is from RefSeq and is a predicted model, not a curated record. Gene Ontology annotation, molecular function: P-type calcium transporter activity; ATP binding; ATP hydrolysis activity. Gene Ontology annotation, biological process: regulation of cytosolic calcium ion concentration; calcium ion transmembrane transport.
AUGGCUACAUCUUCUGGGGGUGCUUAUGGAGUGACUGUGGAUGAACUCCGCACUCUUAUGGAGUAUCGUAGCGCUGAAGCUAAAGAAAAGAUACAGUCUGAUUACGGUUCAAUUGAAGGCCUUUGUGAUAAAUUAAAAACAAAUCCACAUACCGGUUUGUCAGCAGAUGAAAAUGAAUUGGAGAGGCGUCGAAAUUUUUUUGGAAAAAAUGAAAUUCCACCUCAUCCACCAAAGUCUUUCUUUACACUUGUUUGGGAAGCUCUACAGGAUGUAACUUUAAUUAUUCUCCUUGUGAGUGCCAUUGUUUCAUUGGCUUUAUCAUUCUAUAGACCACCAGACGAGGGUGAAACUCCUUCUGAUUCAUCUGAGCAUGAUGCGGGUUGGAUUGAGGGAGUUGCAAUUUUAAUAUCUGUUGUAGUAGUAGUUCUUGUUACUGCUUUAAAUGAUUUCACUAAAGAAAGACAAUUUCGUGGCCUUCAAGCUAAAAUUGAAACUGAACACAAAUUUUCUGUCAUUCGUGGUGGACAGGCAAUACAGAUUGUUGUUAGUGAUUUAGUUGUUGGUGAUAUAGCACAAGUAAAAUAUGGUGACUUAUUACCAGCUGAUGGUAUUUUAAUUCAAUCUAAUGAUCUUAAAAUUGAUGAAUCUUCUCUUACUGGAGAGUCUGAUCAAAUUAAGAAAUCUGUUGAAGUUGAUCCAAUGCUUUUAUCUGGAACUCAUGUAAUGGAAGGUAGUGGAAAAAUGCUCGUUACAGCUGUUGGAGUAAAUUCACAAACUGGUAUUAUUAUGACAUUAUUAGGAGCAGCAAAAGAUGUUGUUGAAGAAGAAAGAAAAGCAGCUAAAAGAGAAGAACGUCGAUCAAGGCGUAAAAGCAAAGCAUCGGUGCGUGUACGUAGAUCAGUUGCCUACACAACCGAUUCUUUGGAUGAAUCUGGUAGAAUCGGUGACUUUGUUCAUUCAGCUGUUGAAGAUGGAACACAUCAAGCACUUCUAACUGAAAAUCAAAUAAAAGAUGUCGCAAAUGGACCAUCAAAAGAUCCUCCUAUUUCCUUUAAAACUGAAGAAGAAGGAAAAAAGGAACGUUCCGUUUUGCAAGCAAAACUUACACGUCUUGCCAUUCAAAUUGGAUAUGCUGGAUCAUUUGUUGCUGGAUGUACAGUUCUUAUUCUUGUAAUAAGAUUUUGUAUUUCACGUUAUGCAAUUGAUGAGAAACCAUUUAGUGUUGCUGAUUUCCAACAUUUUAUUAAUUUCUUAAUUAUUGGAGUAACUGUAUUAGUUGUUGCUGUACCAGAAGGAUUACCAUUAGCUGUAACACUUUCAUUAGCAUAUUCUGUUAAAAAAAUGAUGUUAGAUAAUAAUCUUGUAAGACAUCUUGAUGCUUGUGAAACAAUGGGUAAUGCAACUAGUAUCUGUUCAGAUAAAACAGGAACAUUAACAACAAAUAGAAUGACAGUUGUUCAAAGUUAUAUAAAUGAAGUUCAUUAUAAAGAAACACCUAAAUGGGAACGAUUAGAUUCUAAUACAAGAGAUAUAAUGUGUGAAAAUAUAUCAAUAAAUUCAGCUUACUCAACACAAGUAGUACCACCAAAAAAAAUGGGAGAUCAACCACAACAACUUGGAAAUAAGACAGAAUGUGGUAUGCUUGGAUUUGUUUUAGCACUUGGUCAAUCAUAUCAAUCUAUUCGUGAUAAAAAUCCUGAAAAAAGUCUUUUUAAAGUUUAUACUUUCAAUUCUGUUCGUAAAUCAAUGUCAACAGUUAUUCAUACUGAUAAUGGAUUUAGAGUAUUCAGUAAAGGAGCUUCUGAAAUAAUUCUUAAAAAAUGUAAAUGGUUCCUUGGAAAAGAUGGAAAAUUAAUUAAAUUUAGUCAAAAAGAUGCUGAUAGACUUGUAAAAGAAGUUAUUGAACCUAUGGCUUCUGAUGGUUUACGUACAAUUUGUUUAGCAUAUAAAGAUUAUGUUAACACAAAUCCAAAUGAAAAUCAAUUCCAAUUAUCUAAUAAUAUGGAUUGGGAAGAUGAAGAAAGUGUUGUUGGUGAUUUAACUGCUAUAGCAAUUCUUGGUAUUCAAGAUCCUGUAAGACCUGAAGUACCAGAAGCUAUAGCUAAAUGUCAAAGAUCUGGAAUAACAGUUCGUAUGGUUACUGGAGAUAACAUUAAUACAGCUCGUGCUAUUGCAACACAAUGUGGAAUUCUUAGACCAGGUGAAGAUUUUCUUGCUCUUGAAGGUAAAGAAUUUAAUGCACGUAUUCGUGAUGAGAAUAAUGAAGUUUCACAAGCUAAAUUAGAUGCUAUUUGGCCAAAACUUCGUGUUUUAGCACGUGCUCAACCAACAGAUAAAUAUAUUCUUGUUAAAGGAAUCAUUGAUUCUCGUGCAACUGAAAGUAGAGAAGUUGUAGCUGUUACAGGUGAUGGUACAAAUGAUGGACCUGCACUUAAAAAAGCAGAUGUUGGUUUUGCUAUGGGCAUUGCUGGUACAGAUGUAGCUAAGGAAGCUUCUGAUAUUAUAUUAACAGAUGAUAAUUUUACAUCAAUUGUCAAAGCUGUUAUGUGGGGAAGAAAUGUUUAUGAUUCAAUUGCUAAAUUUUUACAAUUUCAACUUACAGUAAAUGUUGUUGCUGUAGUUGUUGCAUUUGUUGGUGCAUGUGCUAUUCAAGAUACUCCAUUAAAAGCUGUACAAAUGUUGUGGGUUAACUUAAUUAUGGAUACUCUUGCAUCAUUAGCUCUUGCUACAGAAUUACCAAAUGAAGAAUUAUUAAAAAGAAAACCAUAUGGUAGAACUUCACCACUUAUUUCAAGAACAAUGUCAAAAAAUAUUCUUGGACAUGCAUUUUAUCAACUUAUAAUAUUGUUUGUUCUUAUAUUUUAUGGUGAAUUAUUUUUUGGUAUUGAAUCAGGAAGAUGGGCACCACUUCAUUCACCACCAUCAGAACAUUUUACAAUUGUAUUUAAUACAUUUGUUAUGAUGACUUUAUUUAAUGAAAUUAAUGCUCGUAAAAUUCAUGGUGAAAGAAAUAUAUUUCAAGGUUUAUUUUCAAAUCCAAUUUAUUAUAUAAUUUGGAUUGCUACAUUUAUUUCACAAAUAUUUAUUGUUCAAUUUGGUGGUAGAUGGUUCUCCACAGCACCAUUAAAUCUUGAACAAUGGUUAUGGUGUUUAGCAUUUGGUGUUGGUGAUUUAUUAUGGGGACAAGUUGUUACAUCAAUUCCAACAAAAGCUCUUUCAGAGAAUUUAACAAUUGGUAGUGGUGAAGUUGAAUCAACAGAACAUAUCCUCUCUGGAGAAUAUGAAGAUCCAGAAACUCACGAAAAGAGAAGUGGUCAAAUUCUUUGGAUAAGAGGUUUAACUAGACUCCAAACACAGCUGAGAGUUGUCAAAGUCUUUCGAUCUACACUUGAUGAAUUGGAGGAUAGGCAUUCAAUAGCUAGUACCCAAUCAUUUCAAUCUAUGCGAGGAAUGUUAUCAAACUAUCGCCUGGCAGGAACAGGAGGAAAUGAUAUAAAUAAUACAAGAGUAUUAAAUGUAGCUAGUUUUUUACAGCGAACAUCAGGUCCAAGUCCUUAUCCUGCUUAUUAUCAUUCACAAUCUCCUAAUAUGAGUAGAAAUAAUAAGAUAGGUGGUGGGACAGAUAAUUAUAGACAACCUCCAUCUCCAACAAGUAUUAAAAAUAUACAGGUUUCAUCUGCUGCCAUUGCUGUUGAGAAUGGGGGAAAGCUUCAUGAUAAAAUUGAAAAAGUGCCAUUGGUUCAGCGUUGGAGUCCCGGACGUGGCGCUGCAUCGUCUCAUGCAGUCACUUUGCAGGUCACAAAAAGCAUGUCUUUGGAUACGCCGGUUUCUAUUGCUCACGUUAUUGGCGGUGAACGAUCAGAACAUUUAAUCCCAGUGCCUCAUAGCACGGCUCCAACAGAUCAAGCUAUUCGUGUUGUAAAAGCAUUCCAAGCUGGACUAGAUAGACGUGAACCUUCAAUAGCAGGACCAAGUGCUGCAAGGCUUCGUGAAAUAAGUCGUCAAUUAAAAUUACAAGUGGAACAAGAAGGUCGAGGAUUUAAUCGUUCCCGUUCAGCAUCAAAGCAAGCUGAUUCAAUAACAUCACCAUAA